Messenger RNA from Racocetra fulgida, 634 nucleotides. Lineage: Eukaryota; Fungi; Glomeromycota; Glomeromycetes; Diversisporales; Gigasporaceae. The record is from the annotation of a GenBank genome assembly.
UGGUGUUGGCCUUCGAGGCUCCCUUCGCGAAGCUAUCGUUUCGGAAGCCAAAGAUGUAGCAGCACGCGCAUGCGCUUUGCAUUUAACACGUCCCCAAUUCACUUCCAAGGGCAUAGACAGAGGUCAUCAAGGUGUCGGUCUUUUUAUUACUAGCGAAUUGUCACAGAUGAACAAAGGUCAUCUUGAAAUUCUUUCUGGUCCUCAAGAAUAUGAACAACGUGUACGAGGCAUUGCCGAGUGGAAAGGAACCAUGGUCCAUGGUGCGAUUAAUCUUGACCAAGAGUUUAACUACCGUCAAGCCAUGAAACAUUUUUCCGACCCUUCUAAACUUAGCAAUGAUCGAUUCCUUGUUAGCCAGAUCAGCUUAAAUGUUUACGGCCAACGCACCCUUCGCACUCGUGAACUUUGCGAGGAAAUAAUUCGAGAUCUUGAAUUGGCCGUUAAAAGAUCACCCAAAAUAAUUUUGGAUUUCACAGAUAUUGAUGAACUUAGUCAAGCUUUCCGCGGUUUUCUAAAACAAUUUGUGGUAAAGCAUUCGCAUAUACAAAUUAUGAUCAUGGUUCCUCCAGCAGCAGAUGAAGAGCUCAAAGAAGAUUUACAAGAAUUGAUCGAUCUAGCAGCCAAGAAUAAUCCC